AAGUAACUAUUGCUGACGCAAUUCAGAUGUCUCCUUUUUUUGUCGUUGUGAUGAGCCAUUAUUUCAAAGACCAACGUUAUCCUGAAGCGGAAGCAGAAGCAGCACUCGCAUUUGAUGAAGCGAACAUAAAGAUUUUACCAGUUUUCUAUGGCAUGACAGCUGAUGAGUGUUGUGAUUCUAAAAACAGGAUAUGUAAUCAAAUGUCUUCUUAUACGGGUAUUGAGAAAAAAACGAGAACAGACGAAAAUUUCGCUAUAGAAGUUGCCAUGUUUGUUGAACGCAAAGUUCAGGAACAAUGGCAUGAUGGGAAGCUAAAAGUCUGUAGACUUUGUGAUUUUCAUGGUAACUACGAGACUGAGCUUGGUCCUUUGGAAGAAUUGAAAACCAAACAUCAUGAACGCAAGCAAAAGCAUACUUGGGGUAAAGAAUUGAAAACCAAACAUCAUGAACGCAAGCAAAAGCAUACUUGCGGUAAAGAAUUGAAAACCAAACAUCAUGAACGCAAGCAAAAGCAUACUUGGGGUAAAGAAUUGAAAACCAAACAUCAUGAACGCAAGCAAAAGCAUACUUGGGGAGAUUUAUUUUUGGUGACAGUCUACGGGAUAGUUGCGCUUUUGUCACUAUUGUUGUUGCUUGCUUUUGUUUGUUACGUGUGGGGCCAAAGUUUCGUAAGGAUUAAUCAAACAGAAAACAUUGUCAAAGUUGCUACCUUUCCUUUGGAAUAUGAAAAAAUUCAUUUUCCUAUCUUCGUUGGCCGAGAAAUUGAGCUCGAGAAUAUAACGAAUGCUUUCUGGACAAAUGACAAGAGAGUUGAUCUUCAACAGAUGGAAGUUACCGAGAGAAAAGUACAUUUUAUUAAUGGAAUGGGUGGGUGCGGUAAGACAGCUGUGGCAGCUGCAUAUGCACGAGACUGUCGACAUUUAUACGGCGGGGGAGUGUUUGUGUUCAAUGCUCAGUCCGAGUCGUCGUUUCAACACUCUCUAAAGAAUCACCUGCUUGUUCUUGCCAAACAUACUCAAUCAGAUGUGGACAUCUCUCCAAGCUUUACACAAUUUAUGUUACUUCUUGCUAAACGUGGCAACGUUUUGUUAGUCUACGACAGUGCCGACAACUUGGACGUCAUAAACGAUUAUAUCCCCAAUUUGGAAACAAAAUGUCAUAUUCUCAUAACUACUAGAAUGUCAAAGCACGACCUAUUACAACCCGGCAAUUUUAUUUUACUCAAGCCCUUGAACCAAAGUCUGGCUUUAACAGUAUUACUCUAUUUCGCUGGUUACGGAGACUCUAGUAAACUACCAGAGAGGGAAUUAGAAAGUGCUUGGCGAAUAGCUAAAGACCCACCCGUCGAAUCUCUUCCUUUAGCGCUUAGGCAUGUAGGGAGGUAUUUGGAGAAAACGGGGAUGAAUUUUUCUACUUACUUACAUCGUCUGCAGAUUCAUUUGGAGACAAUGAAAAUGAUGAAUUCCAACUUGGAAGAAUUGCUCCGGUACUUCCGGAUGAUGCACGUGAAGGAAAUUUUGAAAGCUGAAAAUAUCUACAGCGUGGGAGCCUUUAACAGAACAAAUCUUCGAUUGUUGGCUAAUAAAACUGACUCUAAUGAUAUGAAGAUGCUAACGUUGAUGCAGCAACGUCUGCUUUCCGACUCCCACGCCUCUAUUCCUUGGGAGAUGAACAUUGAAGACGUGUUAUUGUCUGGUGACUCUGAUGCUAUGAACGUGUUGAUAACGGUAUCUCUUCUUCAUUCUACUAACAUUCCUGUAGACCUGCUGAGAGAGGUUACCAUUCCAAUGUCAAAUGAUGAAAUUGGACGCAGCAAUCGCAUCACUGCUGCCGUCGGUCACUUGUCCGAAUAUUCUCUUGUUGAGGUAAACAAGGAAUCGAGCACUUGUUCGAUGCACAAUCUUGUUCAACAGGCUGUCGUAGAAUACGCGAUGAGAAACAAAACGUACGUUUCACGGUUGCAGUCUUUGUGCACUCACUUUGCCAUCAUUUUCCCGCGUACUGUGAAAGAAGUCCGAAGUCGAUUGCGCGAGUUUCACAGUUUAUCUCUUCACGUUUACAGUGUGGCAGAAGCUAUUCUAGAAAGCGAUCUCGUGUUGGAUGAGAGUUGUGGGCAAUUAGUUAGGAUCGCUUGUUGGUUGGCUAUGUAUUAUGAACAUCAACAAACGGCAGGAUUCUUGACGGAAGGAAGACUGCAAGUUGUGGAAACCAAAUCAAGUAAUGAAACUCAGUCUCAAGACUCUCGACUUUUGAAUGAAUGUCUUAUAGACUUGGGUUACGUUUACCGAAUAGCUAAACCGGAGAUAGCGCUUACGUAUUUGACGAGGUCUCUGGAGUCUAUGGAAAACAGUAUAGAGAAAGAUUCGUUCAGUGGUCUAAUAAGAGAGGCUCGACAUUGGGUAGCAAGCUGUCGACGCAAGUUGGCUCAGUUUUCUCUUGCUGAAAAGGUACUUCUUCUUCAACUCAAAUUUGAUGAAAGGCGGGGAGACAAAAGAAACAUGUCGCGAGUUCUCAAUGAUUUGGGCUUGAUAUAUAAAAAUUGGGGGAAAACUGUCAAAGCAAUCGAAAUGUAUGAAAAAUCGUUGAAUCUGAAAAAAGAGCUGAAUGAGAGUCUUUGGAUGGAUUAUUCUAUAACGCUUAUAAAUCUUGCCAACUGCUAUUUGUCAUUCAGACGAUUAGUAGAAGCUCGGGAUUUGUACGAAGAGGCUAUGAAGAUUAGGCAAAGCAUAUUACCGUCACAACAUCCGCGGUUGGCAUUAGUAAUGAGACGACUAGCAUACUGCUAUUGCAUGCAAGGCGAUGUGUUAAAUGGCACAAAGUUGGCUCAACUCGCUCUAGACAAGAUUACCAUAUUUCUUCCGCGCAGCCAUCAUCGCGUUGGAUGGUAUUUUGUCACAAUCGCCUAUUGCUGCCUCGUUUCAAACGACAGCACUUGUUCUAUCGAGUUUUAUGAGAAAGCUGUGGAAUUGUUUGAAGAAACCACCAAAUUUGAGACAUCCUUACUAGUUGCUGCUAGGAGAGGGCUCGCUCGUGCUCUCAGUAACGAUGAAAAGAAAGACGAGGCUAUGGAAAUAUUGAGAGAAUCUCUAACUCUCGCGAAGAAGGAAUUACCAGAGGGUCAUCCAGAUAUUAUUUACACUGCAGUCGACCUCGCCACUUUUUUGGCCAUGACGCGAGACUACGAAAACGCCACCCAUCUUCUCACGGAGUCUUUGCUCGUACUGCGUGACAACGAGCCAACUAGCGAAUACACUGCUGAAGCUUUACAUUGGCUGGCGUACAGUCAGUAUAAAUUGAAACGAUCGGAAGAAGCAGCAGUGAGUGUCACUGAAUGCUUGCGACUGCGCAGAAAGCUUUUUCCUCGUGGACACGUAAGGAUCACUGAAACUAUAACGUUGUUAGAUGAAAUUUUUAAGGUCAAGCAAGGUGUGGGGUGUUUUUCAUUUUUGGACAUUUUUAUUUUGUACUGUGCGUGUUUCACGAUAGUUCACGUGAUGAAGAGAUUGAUCUUUUAGUGUUUGUUAGUCGUUACGUAGAUCUACCCUAUAUGGUUAACGUUCUCUUCUCUUUGGUAUUGAAAUUUGGUAUUGAAAUUUGGUAUUGAUAUUUGGUAUUGAUAUUUGGUAUUGAUAUUUGGUAUUGAUAUUUGGUAU
Corticium candelabrum is the source of this 3653-nucleotide messenger RNA. RefSeq lists its product as uncharacterized. The transcript is spliced from 16 exons. The coding region runs from base 27 to 3515 and encodes 1162 amino acids. Lineage: Eukaryota; Metazoa; Porifera; Homoscleromorpha; Homosclerophorida; Plakinidae. The record is from RefSeq and is a predicted model, not a curated record. Gene Ontology annotation, molecular function: protein binding; ADP binding.